Molecule: messenger RNA, 948 nt
Organism: Penicillium argentinense
Lineage: Eukaryota; Fungi; Ascomycota; Eurotiomycetes; Eurotiales; Aspergillaceae
Exons: 1
Coding region: 1-948 (315 amino acids)
Source: RefSeq, a predicted model, not a curated record
AUGUUCUUGCCCCCACUAGGGCGCCUCCUAUCCACCCGGCCAUUGGUUGCUGCCUAUUCCAGCGCAUCUGUGGUCGCGUUUCAAGGCAAAUUGCGACACCCCAACUUUUCGCUGCCCAGGACACCACGACGAGGAUUCCAGGUCUCCACGGCUGCUCGAAACGAGGGCCAUGAGUGGCCGUCGACAGUCCUCAUUGGCCGGGAGAUGUAUGAGCGAACCCUAAUCACAUGGGGUUGGGUGUUCUACCGAACCACAUACGAAGACGAUGAAGCAUGGGACCAUUUCAAAGGAUUGGUCAAUACUUCAGUGCGCAACAUCGUCAACAUGGAAACCAGGGUAAAAAUGAGAGAUAUUCUCUCUGACACACUCAAAAUCACCUUCAUCGAAGACAAAGAGAAACUUAACGGAGCGUCAAAAGAUCAGCUACGAGCCCACUUCCAGCAGUGGGUGACGGACAGCUUUCAGGCCGAGAAUCCGGAUGCCGACAAGGAUCUUAUACACCAUUCUGAACCAGUUCCUCGGUACCGGUACUUUUUUGAGAUCGACGAUCAGGCCCUCCGCAAUUGUUUAUGGGACGUGGGGCAAUCUGCGGAGAAGGGAUCAGGCGAAGGCUAUGCCAACUUCAUCGACGGCUAUUGGACAUCCGAGACGGGCAAUUUCCUGGUUCCAAGCAGAUCAAGGGAAGUUGAGGGAUGUCAGACUGAGGGAUGUCAGACUGAGGAAUGUCAGACUGAGGGACUAUGGGAGCCCAUUGGAGGUCAUGCCGAUGAGAAUGUUGGAUGGAUGAAGAUGGAUAAAUGCUUCUUCAUGGAUCCCCAUUGGUAUGCUGGCGCAAGUGGCUCAGCACAGAGCGUUUGGCAGCUCUUUUAUCGACGUCCCCCGAGUGUCGUCCCGCCACAAUUGCUUAUGUUCCUGAUGCAAACACAAUCCAUGUCUGUCAAUGUAUGA